CAUACAUGUAAAAAAUACAAAAAAAAUCACAAUCUGAACAAAAAAAAAAAAAAAAAGCGAAAAACGAAGGACAACAAGAAAACUUAUACCAACACGUUCGACUCCGUGCCAAAAAGGUUGUCGAAGCUUUUGGGCAGUCGUGUAAACAAUCGAGCCAGCAUUUUGCUGAUGAGUAUGCUGCAGGCUCAGUGAGAGACAGCGAUGCCAGUGAGAGUGCAGCUCAAAGUGAAUCGUGCCCCAUAUUGUUGCAUGUAAACAGAAACUAUAGACAGCCCAGGCAGCUCCGUGCCCCAGCGUCAGCGGCUCAGUUUGCACAACACAACAAGACACAGAGGCGACACUGUUCAAUGUUCUGAAUGGAGACGACGUGUGGACGCAAACGGGCGACGGCAAGCAGACGCAGCUAUCGGGGCUCCAACGUUGGCCAAUGUUUGCCAACAUCAGCCACGACAACAACAUGGCCAUAAUAAGGCAACAGCAACGAACUAAACGUAAUUCAUGGUUACAAGUACUCAACAGCCUGCUGCUACAGGUGGUAAACACAAGUAUACACCCAUCACAAAAGUACCGCCAUGAAUGAAACAGAGUGUGAGGAUCUCAUUAAAUCUGUGAAAUGGACGGAACCGGCGAACCUGAUCUCUCUGGCCAUACUCGAGUUUAUCAACGUAUUGGUCAUAGGUGGCAAUUGUCUAGUCAUUGCCGCCGUCUUCUGUUCAAACAAAUUACGUAGUGUUACCAAUUUUUUUAUUGUUAACUUGGCCGUUGCCGAUUUACUGGUGGGCCUGGCGGUGCUACCAUUCUCGGCCACCUGGGAGGUGUUCAAGGUCUGGAUAUUUGGUGACGUUUGGUGCCGCAUCUGGUUGGCCGUGGAUGUCUGGAUGUGCACGGCAUCGAUCCUGAAUCUGUGUGCCAUAUCCUUGGAUCGGUACGUGGCAGUCACGCGACCCGUCACCUACCCAAGCAUUAUGUCAACGAAGAAGGCCAAGUCGUUAAUCGCCGGCAUUUGGGUACUCUCAUUUGUAAUUUGCUUUCCGCCUCUGGUGGGCUGGAAAGAUCAAAAGGCCGUGGUACAGCCAACCUACACACGGGGAAACUAUACGCUUUACUAUGCCACCACAAUGUCAAGCACACAGGAUGAGCAACUAGAUGUAGAUAGAAUUAAGCAUAAGGAGGAGCACGAUGCUGCUGGCUCCUUGUUAACUAAAAGUGGCAACGGCAAUGGCAAUGGCAAUGGCAAUGGCAAUGCCUACAAUCCAUACGAUCCCAACUUCUCGCCAAUCGAUGACUCGGCUGAAAUACAUAUUGCAGCCAUGACAACAACAAGCACAAUUUCGCCCAGCACCGAAAUGGAUUCCAAUAUUUUUAAUGCGCCCGCGUUGAAUGUGCCACAGCCGGCAACAAGUUGCCCCUGGAAAUGCGAGCUCACCAAUGAUAGAGGCUAUGUACUCUACUCGGCACUGGGCUCCUUCUACAUACCCAUGUUUGUAAUGCUCUUCUUCUAUUGGCGCAUAUAUCGAGCGGCCGUGCGCACCACGCGUGCCAUAAAUCAAGGCUUCAAGACCACAAAGGGCUCCAAAGGCAUUGGCUCUCGCUUCGAGGAGCAGCGUCUAACGUUGCGCAUACAUCGCGGCCGCGGCUCCAACCAGCAGGACUCGCUGCACAGCAACGGCAGCACUCAAAGCACCACAACUACUCUGGGCACCCCAUCGCCGGAGCGUCUUAGCAAAUAUGCCACGCGUCGCCUACAUCAUCAGCACGAUAAAAUCAAGAUAUCUGUAUCGUAUCCGUCUAGCGAAAAUAUAAAUGAGAUGGCACAGCCGGAGCCAACGCAUGAGCGGCGCACCUCCGGCAACGCCCUCUUCUCCGUACACUAUAACGGCGCCCACGGACGUGAGUCGACAGAGUCGCAACUUUAUCGACAGCAGCAUCAUGGCGGCAGCUCCUGUUACUUGCAGGUCGGGAAGACGCUGCCAGAGCUGUCGCGGCGGCAGAGCAACACCAGCGAAGCAGGUGUCGUGGCUGGCCAUCCGAGAUCCACGAACAAAAAAAUGGGCAGGCGCAAUAUCAAGGCGCAAGUGAAGCGUUUUCGCAUGGAGACGAAGGCGGCCAAAACGUUGGCAAUCAUUGUGGGCAUGUUCAUCUUCUGCUGGUGUCCGUUCUUCACAAUUUACAUCAUCAGGCCGUUCUGCCAGGACUGCGUUGAUCCACUACUGUUUUCGGUGCUCUUCUGGCUGGGCUAUUGCAACUCGGCAGUGAAUCCCAUGAUUUAUGCACUAUUCUCCAAAGACUUUCGAUUCGCAUUCAAGCGCAUCAUAUGCCGCUGCUUCUGCUCCCGGCAGAGCGUCUCUCUGAAGAGCUCCCGUCGUGGCUCUGACAUGUCCGCCAUACGCAUCCAAGGACGUACACCCAGUAUUACACCCAGCGCAGCGGCGCACAGCUUUGGCGACGAGAGCGAGCUGCAUCCGUCACACUCCGAGCUGGGCAACGAGUCCAGAUGACGCUCGUUUGGGCCCAGCUCAAGCUCACAGAGCAGCUUGGGCGGGUUGCGUAAGACGAGCCUGAAGGUGCCCGUCUACGAGAUUUGCCAUCCCCUAGUCAUGGAAACGCCCUCCUACUCCUACGUUGAGACCCCAGGCGAUGCGCCCACCUCAACCAUCAAUGGCACCUCAAAGCGGACGCAAUUGUAGCCGCGGGAGCUGCUGGCGCUGCGCAGCCUAACAGCCAGCGACACGAAUCCCACUGCGACAGCGGGGCAGCGACCGCGGCGCACAGUUCGAAUUGAGUACAGCGAUGCGAGCGUCUAAACGGGAACCUAGGAAUAGGACAUUAGCCUAGUAAGCGACUUGUAUCUAAAACUUCGUAGAUAAAAUAUGAUUAACAACUCUUUGGUAAAACCAAAAAAAAA
Messenger RNA from Drosophila navojoa, 2905 nucleotides. It is a transcript of the gene Oamb, whose product is annotated as Octopamine receptor in mushroom bodies. Gene Ontology annotation, molecular function: G protein-coupled receptor activity. Gene Ontology annotation, cellular component: plasma membrane. The record is from RefSeq and is a predicted model, not a curated record. Gene Ontology annotation, biological process: G protein-coupled receptor signaling pathway. Lineage: Eukaryota; Metazoa; Arthropoda; Insecta; Diptera; Drosophilidae.